Molecule: messenger RNA, 1792 nt
Organism: Tyto alba (common barn owl)
Lineage: Eukaryota; Metazoa; Chordata; Aves; Strigiformes; Tytonidae
Gene: SKAP2
Product: src kinase associated phosphoprotein 2
Exons: 13
Coding region: 120-1136 (338 amino acids)
Cellular component (GO): cytoplasm; plasma membrane
Molecular function (GO): protein binding
Source: RefSeq, a predicted model, not a curated record
GCGCUAAGCCCCGCCCACCACGGCACCGCCGCCGCCGGGGGGCGGGGCUUUCGCUUCCUCCUUGGCGGGGCGGGGAGCGGGGCCGAGAUCGGGAUCGGGGUGUCCCCGCCGCCCUCAACAUGCACGGCGCGCUCGCCAUCCCCGAGGAGGUCGGCAGCCUCCUGGCAGAUGUUGACACAUUUAUUUCCCAAACACUAAAAGGAGAAAAUCUAUCCAAGAAAGCAAAAGAAAAAAGAGAAGUUCUUCUUAAGAAGAUAAAAGAAGUUAAGGCAAGCUAUCCUCAGGAAUUCCAGGAAAAAGAACUGGAAGAUGAGGAAGAGUCUGAGGGCUCUGUUUCUUCGCCCCCUGAUAGUGUCUCAAUAGCAUCUGACCGAUGUGAUAAAGAGGAUGAAGCACCUUCUGAUGGGAAUCAGUUUCCUCCUAUUGCAGCUCAGGAUCUUCAGUUUGUUCUGAAGGCUGGAUACCUGGAAAAACGCAGAAAAGACCACAGUUUUCUUGGCUUUGAAUGGCAGAAGCGUUGGUGUGCUAUCAGUAAGACGGUCUUCUAUUAUUAUGGAAGUGACAAAGACAAACAACAGAAAGGUGAAUUUGCCUUAGAGGGCUACACCAUCAGAAUGAAUAAUAGCCUUCGGAAGGAUGCAAAGAAAGAUUGCUGUUUUGAAAUCUCUGCUCCUGAUAAGCGCAUUUAUCAGUUUACAGCUGCCACUCCCAAAGAAGCAGAGGAAUGGGUACAGCAAGUCAGAUUUGUAAUUCAAGAUAUGGAAUCUAAUACUAUUCCUGAGGAGGAGGAAGAGGAAUAUGAUGAUGUUGGACAAGUGAGCGGUGAACCGAUAGAUGAUAGCAUUUAUGAAGAAGUUAAAGAAGAACGUGUUCCUUCAAAGGCUGAAGUGCCAGGAAAACUGAGCCAGGAGAAAGUUACCACCAUUUCAGAUAGCAAAAAUACCGAUUAUGCCAAUUUCUAUCAAGGUUUGUGGGACUGCACAGGAGAUGUACCUGAUGAGUUGACAUUUAAACGUGGUGACAUUAUCUACAUUCUCAGCAAGGAGUACAAUAGAUUUGGCUGGUGGGUAGGAGAAAUGAAGGGAACCAUUGGCUUGGUGCCUAAAGCCUACAUAAUGGAGAUGUAUGAUAUUUGAGAGGCCUGGGAGAAAUCUGCACUUGAAAUCAAGAGUGGUAUGCAGCUGCAGCUUACAGAGCCAGCCUCUGAAAGAAGAAGAUUCUGCCGUACAUGUUUUGUGGUUUCAGCGAAUGCAGUCAGGUCAUUGCCUUGUGUAUAUUAAACAUUAAAAACUGUAGUUGAUCAUAAUUCUGCGGAAAUGUUCUUCUUAGCCACUUCUUACAGAAUUGUAAUGCUAGGAAAUGAAAUAGAUGGCAAUUAACAUAUGGGGCACAAGCAGCCAAAUAGCGCCUGUUGCUCUUUUCUUAAGCACAUUAGCAGCACUCUGUAUAGCUAUAGGUUUGUGUUCUUUCAGGGAAAUUGGCUGUGUUUUCCUGUUCCUCAGAAAAAUUAAGCCAAACAGCGAAAAUAGAAGGCUAUUACUCAGUUCGUGCAUGCAUUAACCUUUUAAUGCUCACUGUACAUUUUGUGCAGUUUCCUGGGAAAAUCAAGGGAAAUUUAUGUGUAAUAUUGCAAGUCUUCAGGGUAUUCUGCUUCCAAAUGUUUUUGUAUUAUGUUUUAGCCGAUGAUUUAUUUUUCUCCUAUAUUUAGUAUUGUGUUGUUAAUUAAUAUUUUGUUAUCACAAAAUGAAGGUUUGGUUCUUUUGCUAAUGUAAUAAAUCAGCCUAUGUGGUAA